This is a messenger RNA of Arachis duranensis, 2515 nucleotides long. RefSeq names its product pentatricopeptide repeat-containing protein At2g22070. The record is from RefSeq and is a predicted model, not a curated record. The transcript is spliced from 4 exons. Lineage: Eukaryota; Viridiplantae; Streptophyta; Magnoliopsida; Fabales; Fabaceae. Bases 757 to 2385 code for a protein of 542 amino acids. Gene Ontology annotation, biological process: RNA modification. Gene Ontology annotation, molecular function: RNA binding; protein binding.
ACCAAACCGUAACCCAACCGGUUUUUAGAGAAGGCAGUCCCUAACUCUUGCAAGCCAAGCCCUAAUCGAGUUCCUCUGUCUCGCACACACUCAGUCAGGGGGAGGGCUCCCCAAUCCUCUCAAUCUCAUCGAGCUCACCUGCGUCCAGCCACCGUCUCGUGCCGCCGCCGUCUUCGUUCCUUCGAACAGCCACCGCCUCAUGCUCGCUUACUUCCCCUCCAUCGCGCAGCAGCCAGUUUUCACAACCUUGGCCCUCACUCACUCACCCCCUUCCCCCAACACCCCCUGUUCUAUCUUUGAACUCGAGCAAAGUUCAAAAUCACCCAACCAAAACCCUAGGUUCUCCCUGCAACGCUUCUGAGACAGUGCCGCCGCCGUCCGUGCUGUCGGCGCCUCCGCGUCCUCUCUUGUAGCCCAGGCCCUCUCUUGUAGCUCGGCGUCCUCCUUCCCCCUGUCCCCGUCCUCCCUGGCUUCUCUGUUCGAGGUUGGAGUAGCUCGGCGCCGUCUCGCCGGUCGCCGUUCGUGUCUCCAUCGAAGGAACAAGAAAACUAACUCUUUUUCUGCCCUCAGAUCGGUUGGAUCAGUAAACCAGUGAACCAGUGACUGGAGCGGUUCGAUGACCAGUCAGGUUCUCAGAACCUUGUGUAGGUUGAUUUCAGAAUCUAAAUUCUAAAUUCCUCCAACUUCUCCGCGACUUCACCAAUAGAGCCUCCAUUUUCAUGCGGGUGCUGAAUUCAACACUCUCACUUUGUGUUGAUGGGGAUUACAAAACCUUCCUGCACUACUUCUUAUGCUUCCCAUUCCGAUUUAUACGCCGAUGUUCUCCAAUCCGCUAUAAAAUCCAGAGACCCUUUUGUCGGAAGAUCCGUUCAUGCUCGAAUCAUCAAACACGGCCUUCACUUAGGUGUCUUCUUGAUGAACAAUCUCCUCAAUUUUUAUGCUAAAACUGGUUCCUUCUCUGAUGUUCACUGCGUGUUCGCUGAAAUGCCGCUGAAGACCAUUUUCUCCUGGAACACCAUUCUGUCAGCAUAUGCCAAAAGGGGGAACUUCGAAGCUGCACAGCGAGUGUUUGAUGAAAUUCCUGAACCCGAUUCUGUUUCCUGGACUUCAAUGAUAGUGGGGUAUAACAUGUUGGGUCGUUUUGAUAAUGCCAUUCAUAUGUUUCUCAGGAUGAUUUCAUGUGGAGUGUCGCCAACCCAGUUCACAUUUACCAAUGUUCUUGCUUCAUGUGCUGCAACUGAAGCACUGGAUAUUGGUAGAAAGGUUCACUCCUUCAUUGUAAAACUUGGAUUAUCCAGUGUUGUUCCUGUGGCCAAUUCACUUCUUAACAUGUAUGCAAAGUCAGGUGAUUCAGUAAUGGCGAAGGUUGUGUUUGACCGGAUGAGGUUAAAAGACAAAUCAACUUGGAAUACUAUGAUUUCGAUGCAUAUGCAUUUUGGUCAACUUGACCUUGGACUUGCCCUUUUUCAGGAAAUGAUUGAUCCAGACAUUGUUUCUUGGAAUUCGAUCAUUACAGGAUAUACUCAUCAAGGACAUGAUGUCAAAGCCCUUGAAAUUUUUUCACUUAUGCUUAACAGUUCAUCUUCAAAGCCAGAUAAAUACACCUUGGGAAGUAUUCUGUCAGCUUGUGCCAAUCUUGAAAAUUUAAAACUUGGGAAACAAAUCCAUGCGUACAUGGUAAGAGCUAAUAUAGACAUAUCUGGAGCCGUAAGAAAUGCUCUUAUCUUAAUGUAUGCAAAGGCUGGUGGCAUUGAAAUUGCUCAUAGGAUUGUAGAUAUUACAGGUAUCUCAAAUCUUGAUGUUAUAGCAUUCACAUCACUGCUAGAUGGCUUUGUUAAAAUUGGGGAUAUAAACCCGGCAAGAGAUAUAUUUGACUCAUUAGAAUUUCGAGAUGUAGUUGCAUGGACAGCCAUGAUUGUAGGUUAUGCACAGAAUGGUUUACUUAGCGAUGCUUUGGAUCUCUUCAGGAAAAUGGUUAGAGAAGGUCCAAAGCCAAACAACUAUACUUUAGCAGCGGUUUUAAGUGUCUUUUCAAGCUUGGCUUCUCUUGGUCACGGUAAGCAGCUUCAUGCAACUGCCAUAAGAUUGCAAGAAGCAUCAUCAAUUUCUGUUGGUAAUGCUUUAAUUACUAUGUAUUCAAGAUCAGGAAGCAUCAGAGAUGCAAGGAAAGUAUUCAAACAGAUAUGCUCUAACAAGAAUAAAUUGACUUGGACUUGCAUGAUUAUAGCUCUAGCUCAACAUGGUUUUGGAAAAGAUGCUGUAGAACUGUUCGACACUAUGCUGAAACUUGACAUAGAGCCUGACCAAAUUACUUAUGUUGGUGUCUUGUCUGCUUGUUCGCAUGUGGGAUUGGUACAACAGGGGUUCAUAAAAAUGUGGAUUUAGCUAAAGUGGCAGCUGAAAAUUUGCUUCUUCUUGAUCCCAACAAUAGUGGGGCUUACUCAGCACUUGCUAAUACACUUUCAGCUUGUGGAAGAUGGAAAGAUGCUGCUAUGAUUAGGAAAUCAAUGAAGGA